Macaca mulatta (Rhesus monkey) is the source of this 4223-nucleotide messenger RNA. NCBI's taxonomy places the organism in Eukaryota, Metazoa, Chordata, Mammalia, Primates, Cercopithecidae. The record is from RefSeq and is a predicted model, not a curated record.
CUGGAAUUUCCCACCGGUUACGGGAGUCCGGAGGGUCCUGCCCACCCACGUCGCCUCCCGGGGCGCGAGCAGGACCCUGCCCCGUCUCCUUCAACACCCUCUUCCCGAGCUCCUUCGGACACAGGACUCGGCCUGGACACAUCCCAGUCAGGUGGCCUCUGAAGCCCGGUGGAGCUUCCCCCUGCUAAGAAGUGAGGGUCCUGCCCAGCAGGUGUUGGUGAGCCCAGUCUCAUCAGAAAUGGCAGCCUCAGCUCGCUUGGUUUUCCUCCUUACCCUUUGACGUGGAUGACUGUCUUGAGGGAGAAAAAGAAACCAGGAAGGGGCUUUUAAAACUUCUCAGUUUAUGUGUGUUUAGAAGAACUGUGCUUCUUGCCUGUUCUUUUAAACAGUUUUAAUUACAGCCCACCAAUUCUGAGAAGUAAUUCUGCUCAUUUUUUGCAGGUCUAAUAUUCCUGCCAUGCUCUGCUGAUUAUAGCACCAAAGUUCGGCUGUAAAGUGGUCCAGGGAAUUGAAGCCCUUAGCUUUGUUUUGGCGUCCCUUUCUGGGACCAUGUCCUUGUCAAAGUUCAGAAGUAAUCCGUGCUUUAGCGAAAGGGCUCUUCUUCUUAGACAUGGGUAGUUGAGGCGCUUCAGACAGUUUCUGGGAACGACUGCUAGUAUUUCUGCCGGUCGCUGUGUUACAGCCCUAGGGUCUAAACAGUGUUCUUAAAUAUCCCUUUUGAUCUCACAUACUGAGAAUGUUCCAACUUAUGGAUCCUGAGUUUUGAAGUCUCCGGAGCUUACCGAACUAACACAGAGUGUCCUCACUGGGUUUGAUGUUUGCUGAAGUCACAUCCACUUGCAGAAGGAGCAUCAUGGCCAGCCCAAGAACCAGGAAGGUUCUUAAAGAAGUCAGGGUGCAGGAUGAGAACAACGUUUGUUUUGAGUGUGGCGCAUUCAAUCCUCAGUGGGUCAGUGUGACCUAUGGCAUCUGGAUCUGCCUGGAAUGUUCGGGGAGACACCGUGGGCUUGGGGUGCACCUCAGCUUUGUGCGCUCUGUUACUAUGGACAAGUGGAAGGACAUUGAGCUUGAGAAGAUGAAAGCUGGCGGGAAUGCUAAGUUCCGAGAGUUCCUGGAGUCUCAGGAGGACUACGAUCCCGGCUGGUCCUUGCAGGAGAAGUACAACAGCAGAGCCGCGGCCCUCUUUAGGGAUAAGGUGGCCGCUCUGGCCGAAGGUAGAGAGUGGUCUCUGGAGUCAUCACCUGCCCAGAACUGGACCCCACCUCAGCCCAGGACCCUGCCGUUCACGGCACACCGAGCCUCUGGCCAGCUGCAGAGUGUGACCGCCUCCUCGGACAAGGCUUUCGAAGACUGGCUGAAUGAUGACCUCGGCUCCUAUCAAGGAGCCCAGGGGAAUCGCUACGUGGGGUUUGGGAACACGCCACCGCCUCAGAAGAAAGAAGAUGACUUCCUCAACAACGCCAUGUCCUCCCUGUACUCGGGCUGGAGCAGCUUCACCACUGGAGCCAGCCGGUUUGCCUCAGCAGCCAAGGAGGGCGCUACAAAGUUUGGAUCCCAAGCAAGUCAGAAGUUUUGGGGUCACAAGCAGCAGCCGGAGCCGGCGUCCGAGCUGGGCCACAGCCUGAACGAGAACGUCCUCAAGCCUGCGCAGGAGAAGGUGAAGGAGGGAAAGAUUUUUGAUGAUGUAUCCAGUGGGGUCUCUCAGUUGGCGUCCAAGGUAGGGAGCCUGCCGCAUGUGCGGGCACAGUCAAAGCCAGUCUCCAUAUUCCACGGCCCUGGGCGUGAGAGCAGGGUGUGCCCCGUGCAGCCCCCAGCCUGCCUUGGCAGUGGCCGCUGUCCUCUUGAGAUGGGAGGAGGGCUGCCCGGCCUGAUGGCCCGAGGCAUAUGGAAACAGCUUGGCCCACUGCAGCCCGGUCAGCCACUAACUGCCACUUCUCCUGCUCUUACCUUGCUGCCACUGGCCUUUUCCUCGGUCCAGGGAGUCGGUAGUAAGGGAUGGCGGGACGUCACCACCUUUUUUUCGGGGAAAGCAGAGGGCCCCUUGGACAGCCCCUCGGAGGGCCACAGUUACCAGAACAGCGGUCCGGACCACUUCCAAAACAGCACCAUAGACCAGAGUUUCUGGGAGACCUUUGGAAGUGCUGAGCCCACCAAGGCCCGCAAGUCCCCAAGCAGCGACAGCUGGACGUGCGCGGACACCUCCACCGAGAGGAGGAGCUCGGACAGCUGGGAGGUGUGGGGCUCGGCCUCCACCAACAGGAACAGCAACAGCGACGGUGGGGAGGGCGGGGAGGGUGCCAAGAAGGCAGUGCCACUGGCCGUGCCCGCCGACGAUGGCUGGGACAACCAGAACUGGUAGGGCCCACCGCGCCCCUGUCCCCAGCGCCCCCAGGCGACUUCAUGUUUGCACUCUGCCCUCAUCGUUCCUCCUCCUUUCAUUUGACCCAAGAAUCAGCGACUGCAGUGUGAGGACAGCGUCUCGGGAGGCAGGACCCCAGGGAGACUCAGGUUCUCACCGCCUGCCACGUGGGGUUCUCGGUGCGUGGGAGCGGCCUGCUCUCCAGCCUGGGCGGGGGCCAUCCCGUCCUACACUCCCCUGGGCAUUCUUGGACUCAAGGCAGGGGCUCUUCGUGGUUUGCUGGGAGGUGGGCUGCAGCACAGAGCCCUGUGACUGUUCACUACGCAGUAUCUCGGGGCUGGGACCAGCCCCGUGCCGAGCUGUCAGCGACGUGAGGUGUCCCUUCUCCUUGAGAUACUUAACUUUGGGUUUGCUCUAGUUCUUUCUUUUUGAAGAGAGUGACGGGAGUGGUAAAGAUGGAAACGCUAAAAGCGAUACUGGCGCUCACACUGCCGUCCGACCACCCUCGGCUCCCACGUCCACGCCUGCCUGGGCCUGUGCGGUCAAACCUGCGUCGGUCGUGACCCUCCGUGGCUUCACUGCAUCCGCACUGUCCAACCACCAAGUUCACCAGACACAGCCCCCACAAUAGCCACACCCACACCUGAGCUGUUCUCAGUGCUGGGACUUGACCAUCCUGGAACACCCUGGAAGAAAAAGGAGCGCAGGGUGGGCCCUCGGCCCUGAGGCAGGAGGGCACGACAGUGGUGUGGCCUGGCAGGAGAGCCCCGGGCUCAGGAGCUGAGCAGGGAUGCCUGUGCGCGGUGCCUGGGGCUGCCCUACAGACUGGUGCCCGCCACGUGCCGACCCUCACCUCCCCGAGGACUGGAUGAUGUGCUGCCGUGUGUGACUCAUCUCCGUUGCCCAGCCUGUGUGACCCUGGGCCUUGGCCAGCUGUGCAUGCACCCGAAGCUCGUGCAGUUUGUAUGUGAGGUGCUCUCUCCCCCGCCACCAUGCUCAUCACUGUGGCCUUGGCCACGCUCCUUGGUCACCCCACUUCCCGGUCACCGUCUGCAGCGCUCCUGGAGCAACCUGGGCCCUUCAGCCCCUGUGCUCGUCCCACCCUAGGGACUCAGCCACCCGCGAAACAGGAUGGGACAAGAUUUCGGCGAGUCCUCCUGGCGCCCGGGCCUCCCUGUGGGCACCAGCCCUCUUGGUAGCCGGUGUGGAGGGCCGGUGUCCUUGGCUGCCAUGGAGGGACUUGGUCACCGAAACAGCCAUCUGCUGUAAUUGGACCUGAAGUCAGGCCGGGGGUCAGAGGCUCAUGGUGCUGAGAAGCCACUGGGCAAAGUGGCCAACACAAAGGUCCCGGGAAGCCAUCCCCCGAGAGCUGAGCGUGAGGUCUUUGCGUCUUUCUCCAAGCUGAGACUUGGGUGUGCGGCAUGCGCGUGGUGUUUCCCGAGGGCUGCUUGGACCCUGGUGGGCUGAAUGCUCCGAGGAGGGGUGGACUCCACUGGACAGUGGGAUGUGGUGUUCCAUGUGCCUGUUUCCACGUCAGCACCUUUUGACUUGGCAGCAUGGAGCCAAGCUCUGCCCCCGCCCAGGAGGGUGCCUUUCUUGGGGGUAGGGGGACGGCCCCCUCUGCCUGCCCCAGAUCCCCUUUAAUGGGAGGUGCAGUCAGCAGUGUGGAGGUGUCUGGGCCACCUUCAGAAGGUGGAUGUGGUGGCCGAGACCCUAUCCACAGAGGGUGACGGCCUUUCCCUUCUGCAGGUGUGGGCAGGUGGGCCUGGGACAGGUGCUGGGGCCUCUCCUGGCUGUAUGUGAGGGCCCAUGUGGAAGGCGCGGACCUGACAGCAUUCCAAUAAAGCAUAGGGAACACGCAGAA